Lathyrus oleraceus (garden pea) is the source of this 1333-nucleotide messenger RNA. Its product is annotated as nudix hydrolase 2. Gene Ontology annotation, molecular function: NAD binding; NADH pyrophosphatase activity; ADP-ribose diphosphatase activity. The record is from RefSeq and is a predicted model, not a curated record. The coding region runs from base 113 to 1213 and encodes 366 amino acids. NCBI's taxonomy places the organism in Eukaryota, Viridiplantae, Streptophyta, Magnoliopsida, Fabales, Fabaceae. The transcript is spliced from 10 exons.
AAGUCUCUCUCUCUCUCUCCAUUUUUAUUUUAUUUCUUAUAUCUUUGAGUUCCAAUUUUCAUCACACACACUCGAAAUUCAAUUUUUUUCAUUCUUCAAACGUCAAAAAAACAUGAUGCUGAGAUCGCUCCAAAAACUCUCUAUCAUCUUCCCUUCAAGCAACAAUCCUCGUUAUCUUGCAAAUGCUGCUCAACGCUUUAUAUCUUCAGCAACCAGAAGAACAGUUACAAGACCCAAUUCUAGAGUUAAGAUUGGAGUAACAACCCCGACCCGAAUUCGAUGCAUGUCAACCUCACCAAUCUCAUCACAAAAUGCAUCAGAAGCUCAAGUACAACGGGAUAAACUACUAACAUCAACUGAUGAUUAUUAUGGCGGUGUUAUUGUGGAAUUGGAUCAGCCUAUGGAUUCUACGACGUUUGUCUCGAUUCUUAGAGCUUCAAUUUUACAUUGGAAGCAGCUGGGCAAGAAGGGAGUUUGGAUAAAAUUACCUAUCCAUCUAGUCAGUCUUGCUGAAGCUCUAGUUAAGGAAGGUUUUUGGUAUCACCAUGCAGAACCAAACUAUUUAAUGCUUGUAAAUUGGAUCCCUGAAAGUCCAAAUACUAUUCCAGCAAAUGCCACACACAGAGUGGGCAUCAGUUCAUUUGUUGUGAAUGAAAAACACGAGGUACUAGUUGUUCAGGAAAAUAGUGGACAAUUUCAGGGAACCGGAGUCUGGAAAUUCCCUACCGGAGUUGUUGAUCAGGGAGAAGAUAUUUGUGUAGCAGCAGUAAGAGAGGUCAAAGAAGAGACAGGAGUUGAUUCAGAAUUUGAAGAAGUAUUAGCAUUCAGACAAAGUCAUAAUUCAUUCUUUGCGAAGUCAGAUUUAUUCUUUUUGUGUUUGCUGCGACCCCUUUCUUCCGAGAUCCAAAUUCAGAACUUAGAGCUAGAGGGUGCACAGGACCUUACCACGGGGCAGACGAUUGGAAUUGCUAAGGAAAAGGAAGGGUUAUACUACUUCUCUGAUGACCAUCCAAAGUGGAUGCCAUUUGUAGAAUACACAGCUCAGCCAAUUAUGCAAAAGAGUGAUCUUUUGAAGUGUAUCAACAAUAUUUGUUUGGCUAAGGUUGAUGGGCGAUAUUCUGGAUAUACUCCUGUAUCUACAUUAUCAAACUUCUCUGAUCAGCAGUUUUAUAUGUACAUGAAUGCUGAAGCAUUGAAAAAAUCAAACUCUUGAAAAGCUUCAUCAAAAGGUUAAACAACUAGGUAGAAUUUCAAUUUUUGGUUACAUUGUAAUGUUUGAUUUAUAAAAGAAUAAAACUGGUCUUCAUCAGGUAAAUUACAAUGAUUAACUUUA